This is a messenger RNA of Lycium barbarum (goji berry), 620 nucleotides long. Its product is annotated as late embryogenesis abundant protein 46-like. The transcript is spliced from 3 exons. Lineage: Eukaryota; Viridiplantae; Streptophyta; Magnoliopsida; Solanales; Solanaceae. Gene Ontology annotation, biological process: embryo development ending in seed dormancy. Bases 74 to 538 code for a protein of 154 amino acids. The record is from RefSeq and is a predicted model, not a curated record.
UUUGAUGAUAGAAACGAAACGAAGAUUAAACAGAGUGGUUCAAGAAAGAAGGUAGCAGUAAAAGAGAGUGAAAAUGCAGGCCAUGAAGGAAACCGCAUCAAAUAUUGCUGCGUCGGCAAAGUCUGGCAUGGAAAAAACCAAAGUUAUUGCCCAAGAAAAGAUGGAGAGGAUGACAGCAAACAACCCAACUGAGAAAGAGAUGGCAACUGAAAUGAAAGAAGAAAGAAUUAACGAAGCAGAGAUGAAGAAGCAAGAAGCUCGAGAGGAGAAUGCAACAGCUCGGCAAGGCUACUCUAGCACUGGCAAGACAUAUUCCUACUCAACUACUGGAGCCACUGGGCAUCCAACUGGUGCACAUCAAAUGUCAGCGUUACCAGGUCAUGGUAGUGGCCAACCAGCAGGACAGGUGGUAGAAGGGGUGGCACAAUCUCAUCCUAUUGGAACUGCUACUGGAACUCAUAGAGCUUCUGCUGCACAUAAUACACAUGUUGGUGGUGGGGCUAGCACGGGCUAUGGCACUGGCGGUUCAUAUAGUUAAAAUUUCUCAUUUUAUUACUGUAAACUAAGCACAAUCUGUUUUUCUUUAAUUUCAAUAAUGUGAACGGUGUUUUUGAGGUGUA